UGCAGUUGAAAACGUGCGAACAUUUAUUUGGCCAGCUUUACAUCAUCCUCAAAGGCAGUCAACUUAAUAAGUUUAAUUUGAUGGAUAUCUCUAAGUAAAAGCAUGCAAAAUGUAUUCGGUAUUCUUCACGCAUAUCCUACUGAUUGUACUGCCAGUUCUGGCAGAUAGAAAUCAGUUUAUGGUGGGUAGCAUCUUUACAUCGGACAAAGAUGAAUCGGAAAUCGCAUUCCGAACUGCUGUGGACCGAGCAAACAUUUUAGAGCGGAAUAUAGAACUUGUUCCAAUUGUGAUGUAUGCCAACACGGAUGAUAGUUUUAUCAUGGAAAAAAUGGUUUGCAAUUUGAUUUCCCAAGGAGUAAUUGCCAUCUUCGGGCCCAGUACAGGAAGCAGUUCUGACAUAAUUGCCUCAAUAUGUGACACACUAGAUAUACCGCACAUAAUAUACGACUGGAUCCCAAAUGAAUCUAUACCAGAUCGAGAGCACUCAACAAUGACCCUGAAUGUUCAUCCAGAUAACCUUUUGCUAUCCCAGGGACUGGCUGAGAUUGUGCAGAGUUUUGGCUGGCGAAGCUUUACUGUAGUCUAUGAGACGGACAGAGAGCUGCAGCAACUUCAGGAUAUUUUGCAAAUCGGUGAACCGAGCAGCAACCCAACUACAGUGAAACAACUGGGGCCGGAUGACGACCAUAGGCCUUUCCUAAAGGAGAUUAAACUCUCCACUGACAACUGUUUGAUCCUGCACUGUGCUCCAGAUAACCUGUUGAAAAUAUUGGAACAAGCAAAUGAGCUAAAAAUGUUAGGCGAAUAUCAGAGCGUAUUUAUACCUCUUCUGGAUACUCAUUCCAUCGAGUUUGGAGACCUUUCUGGGGUCGAAGCCAACAUAACAACGGUGCGUCUAAUGGAUCCAACCGAUUUCCACGUCAAAAACGUAGUCCACGACUGGGAGGAGCGCGAAAAACGUGAGGGGCGCUAUUUCAAAGUCGAGCCUGAGCGAGUGAAAACCCAGAUGAUACUGCUCAAUGAUGCCGUUUGGCUAUUUUCCAAGGGACUUACUGAGCUCGGAAUUUUCGAGGAGCUUUCUGCUCCCGAAUUAGAAUGCAGGCGGAAGAAACCAUGGCCAUUUGGCAAACGAAUCAUUGAGUUCAUGAAAGCGCGAUCUGAAGAGACUUCCACGGGACGGAUUGACUUCAAUGAGAAUGGCCAAAGAAGCUUCUUCACCUUACGCUUCAUGGAACUAAAUGCUGGCGGCUUCUUGGAUCUAGCCACUUGGGAUCCGGUGAACGGCUUGGAUGUCCUUAACGACGACGAAGAGAGCGAGAAGAGGGUUGGCCAGAAGCUGUCGAAUAAGACAUUUAUUGUCUCAUCCCGCCUGGGAGCCCCGUUUCUCACGCUGCGAGAGCCGGAGGAAGGAGAAGUCCUGAGUGGAAACUCCCGCUACGAGGGCUAUUCCAUUGACCUCAUCGACGAAAUAGCAAAAAUGCUGAAUUUUAAGUACGAAUUCCGAAUGUCUCCCGAUGGCAAGUACGGGGCUCUGAACAAGGUGACCCAGACAUGGGAUGGCAUCGUGAGACAACUGAUCGAUGGGAACGCCGAUCUCGGCAUCUGUGAUUUGACGAUGACUUCUUCCCGACGCCAGGCCGUGGACUUUACACCUCCUUUCAUGACCUUGGGAAUCAGUAUCCUGUUCUCUAAGCCUCCCACCCCACCCACUGAUCUGUUCUCCUUUCUGUCUCCAUUCUCGUUGGACGUGUGGAUUUACAUGGGAUCUGCGUACCUCUUCAUUUCACUGCUCCUGUUCGCACUGGCUCGAAUGGCGCCCGACGACUGGGAAAACCCGCAUCCCUGCAAGGAGCCCGAAGAGGUGGAGAACAUAUGGUCGAUUAUGAACACCACCUGGCUCUCAAUUGGAUCCUUGAUGGGUCAGGGCUGUGACAUCCUGCCCAAGGCAGCGUCCACCAGAUUGGUAACUGGUAUGUGGUGGUUCUUCGCUUUGAUGAUGCUGAAUUCGUACACGGCCAACUUGGCCGCCUUUUUAACCAAUUCCCGCCAGGCAAACUCGAUCAACAACGCAGAGGACCUGGCGGCCCAGAGCAAGAUUAAGUACGGUGCGAUGGCCGGUGGUUCCACAAUGGGUUUCUUUCGGGACUCCAACUUCAGUACCUACCAGAAGAUGUGGACCGCCAUGGAAAGCGCCAGUCCCUCGGUUUUUACAAAAACCAAUGACGAGGGCGUCGAGAGGGUGCAAAAAGGCAAGAACCUAUACGCUUUCAUGAUGGAAUCUACCACUUUGGAAUACAAUGUGGAGCGCAAGUGCGAUCUGGUGCAAAUCGGUGGCUGGCUGGACUAUAAGAGCUAUGGCAUCGCCAUGCCUUUCAAUUCCCCAUACCGCAAACAGAUCAGCGGGGCAGUCUUAAAGCUGGGCGAACUUGGUCAGCUGGCGGAACUAAAGCGAAAGUGGUGGAAGGAGAUGCACGGCGGCGGCAACUGCGAGAAAAGCGACGAGGAAGGCGGAGACACUCCGGAACUGGGAUUGGAGAACGUGGGCGGUGUCUUUCUGGUACUGGGACUCGGAUUGUUAUCGGCCAUGGUACUCGGAUGCACUGAGUUCCUCUGGAACGUCAAGUCAGUAGCUAUUGAAGAAAAGAUAUCACUUAAAGAUGCUUUUAAAUCUGAGGCUUUGUUUGCGGCCAAAAUUUGGAUAACCACCAAACCUGUGCACACAAGCUCUGGCUCUGGCAGCUCAUCUUCGGCCAGUUCGUCGUCAAGUCGUUCAAAGCAUUCUUCAAAGUCGCAGGGCGUAUCUAUGAAAAGUCUCAAGAGUUCAGGGGAUCAUGACGUAGAGGCAUCGGUACACAGCAAACUGAAGAAAAUCGGUUCCAUGUUCUCACUAAAAUCACAGAAGACAACCACUCCGCCUCCAGAAAUAGGCUGGAAGUUGGACAAGUCAACGCAAAUGGAUGAAUUCCCAACUCCAGAACGCGAGUCCGAGUUGAUCCCAGAGGUAGAGCCAGAGCCAGAGAUAGAACACCCGCGACAUCGACAUCAUCAUCAUCAUCAUCAUCACCAUCGGCAUCAUCACCACCAUCAUGAACAAGAUCAGGAGCAUGAAAAAGAUCCAUCGCCACUUGAUUGAUGUAUUUUGGGUACCAAAUGUAACAAUGAGACAACAUCUUAUCGACCUCCACCCCAAAGACCAUUUGUCUAAUUCAUCAGGGACUAUAAAUAAUGAUUGUUUUCUCAAAAUUACAUGUUAUGACCCUAAAAAAUAAUGGUUUACGCAAA
Molecule: messenger RNA, 3282 nt
Organism: Drosophila elegans
Lineage: Eukaryota; Metazoa; Arthropoda; Insecta; Diptera; Drosophilidae
Gene: clumsy
Product: glutamate receptor ionotropic, kainate 2
Exons: 11
Coding region: 110-3133 (1007 amino acids)
Biological process (GO): synaptic transmission, glutamatergic; modulation of chemical synaptic transmission; monoatomic ion transport
Cellular component (GO): postsynaptic membrane; plasma membrane
Molecular function (GO): transmitter-gated monoatomic ion channel activity involved in regulation of postsynaptic membrane potential; glutamate-gated receptor activity
Source: RefSeq, a predicted model, not a curated record